This is a messenger RNA of Angiostrongylus costaricensis, 585 nucleotides long. Lineage: Eukaryota; Metazoa; Nematoda; Chromadorea; Rhabditida; Metastrongylidae. The record is from the annotation of a GenBank genome assembly.
GUCGACGAUGGUAUCGACCAACCACAGAUGGGAACACGUGCGGACAAAUCGUUAGGUCUUUUGACACAACGAUUUAUACGUUUGUUAGAAGCUUCAGAAGGAGGUAUUUGUGAUUUAAAUCAGGCAGCGGAGGCUUUAAAUGUCCGUCAGAAGCGUCGAAUUUAUGACAUAACGAAUGUUUUGGAAGGGAUUGGGCUUAUUGAGAAGAAGUCGAAGAAUAUCAUACAGUGGAAAGCUGGUGAUUUGCUAAAAGUUGACGAGAAAGAAGACGAACCCAUGUUGAUUUCUUAUCUUGAAAAUUUGAAGGCAGAGUUGGCUCAACUGCGCGAUGAGGAGACUGUCUAUGAUGAACACACUAAGUGGCUACAGCAGAGCUUGCGUAACAUUUGUGAAUCGUCGAAGAACCAACGAUAUGCAUACAUUUCCCAGUCGGAUCUUCAGAAAGUCUUCCCGUUUUCAAAUACCUUUGCUGUACAGGCUCCACCCGGAACAAAUGUUGAAGUGAUCCCACCAAAAGUAUGUUCCUUUCCUUUUUCUGAACUCAGUACGUUAGGAUGUUGUACAGUGUUUUAUCUGCUGUUUUAA